Jatropha curcas is the source of this 2346-nucleotide messenger RNA. Its product is annotated as organic solute transporter ostalpha protein (DUF300). NCBI's taxonomy places the organism in Eukaryota, Viridiplantae, Streptophyta, Magnoliopsida, Malpighiales, Euphorbiaceae. The record is from RefSeq and is a predicted model, not a curated record.
UUCUAAUAGUAAACAUCAGGGAGAGGGGAUUUAUCAUCAAUGUUCCUUCCUCAUUUUUUAAUUCUCCUGUUUGCUAAGCGUCUUGUUUUUUUUUUAAGAGAAAAAGGAUAAAGUGUUGAAAAGAAGAAGCUGAUACAACUGUAGGUUGAUUGUAAUCUAGAGACACGGGACAGGACCGAAGCCGCCAUUAUUGGGUGCCAGUGAAGCGCUCCUCCUCCUCCUCAACCACCACCACCACCAGCAGCAGCUCCACCCCCACCCAGUCUGUUGUUAUUCCUUUUGCUCCUUUGGAAUCAUCUCCAAACAUUUCUUGCAGAUCUCAACUUUAACGCCAAUUAUUUCCUUCGCUCUCUCAUUAAAUCUAAUCAAUUUCACCUGAUCUUCUUUUACUCUUUCUUUGUUUCGCUUCAAUUCGCUAAUCAUUUAGCAGGAAUUCGCGCCUUUUGGCUUUUGAUUUCCUUUUUUACAAUGAAGUUAGGGUUUCCAAUUUUGCCACCUUCUUCCUUGCUUUGAGCUCGUCUUCAUCCUUCUGUCGUCAGCCUCCUCCGCUUAACCGAAGACGAGGAGGCCAACCUACGGUUCUUGUAUUUUUGUUUUUCUUUUAUUAGAAAUUGGUUUGUUGCAAUGGCAGAAUCGGUGCCCAUUUACUACGGCGUCAUCGCAUUCAUUUGCAGUGCUGGAGCAAUCGCUUUGGCUGUUUUCCACAUCUACAGGCAUCUCUUGAAUUACACUGAACCUACUUAUCAGAGAUAUAUUGUUCGCAUCAUCUUUAUGGUUCCGGUUUAUGCGUUAAUGUCCUUUUUGUCUCUUAUUUUGCCUGAGAGUUCAAUCUAUUUCAAUUCUAUCAGAGAAGUUUAUGAGGCUUGGGUCAUUUACAAUUUCCUGUCUUUAUGCCUGGCUUGGGUUGGUGGCCCUGGAGCAGUUGUGCUUAGUUUAAGUGGUCGGGUUCUGAAGCCAUCAUGCUGUCUGUUGACAUGUUGCUUACCUCCAAUACCACUAGAUGGGCGCUUUAUAAGGAGGUGUAAGCAGGGAUGUUUACAGUUUGUGAUUCUGAAGCCUAUCUUGGUUGCAGUUACGCUCAUCCUUUAUGCAAAAGGGAAAUACAAAGAUGGAAAUUUCAGUCCAAACCAAUCAUACUUGUAUCUUACCAUCAUAUAUACAAUCUCAUACACAAUGGCUCUGUAUGCUUUGGCUUUGUUUUAUGUGGCAUGCAGAGAUCUGCUUCAGCCCUUCAAUCCAGUUCCCAAGUUUGUUAUCAUCAAGUCCGUUGUUUUCUUAACUUAUUGGCAGGGAGUUCUGGUAUUUCUUGCUGCAAAGUCUGGAUUCAUAAAGAAUGCUGAAGAGGCUGCUCAAUUUCAAAAUUUUAUCAUAUGCGUUGAGAUGCUUAUAGCUGCUGUUGGGCAUCUUUUUGCAUUUCCAUACAAAGAGUAUGCUGGUGCAAAUAUUGGUGGAUCUUGUGGUUUAACAGGAAGCCUUGCACAUGCCUUGAAGUUAAACGACUUUUAUCAUGAUACUGUUCACCAAUUUGCACCAACUUAUCAUGAUUAUGUGCUGUACAACCAUGGUGAAGGUGAUGAAGGAACAAGAAAGUAUCGCUCACGGACCUUUGUGCCAACUGGACAUGAGAUGGAUGCUGUCAGAAGAAACAAGCACAUGUUUGGGAACAGGCUGGAUGAAAUUCAACUCUCCAGUCACUCUUCUUCCGGUACAAGCACUCCACAAAAUACCAUUUUGUUCCCUGAUUCUUCUCAUUCUGAUGCUAGUAAAUCUUCAUUGCUUGUGGAUACUUCAAAUUCUUUAUCUGUGCCUUAUGACAUGUCACUCAUUGAUAUGGACUUGUCCAAUUACCCUGCAAAAGUUCCUGCAGCCAAUGAAACUGGGAAUAGGUAACACUCUUGCAGAAAUUGCAGUAAAUAGAUAAGAAAAGUGUUGUUGAAGAAAAAGUUGAGAGGAAUAUCAGAUGUUAUUUCUACUUUGGGGAAGCAUCCUAUGCAAAGUUGCUGAUACUGGUGUCUGUUUUCUUGAGAAUGUUGAAAUCUUUCAAGCGCUUUCUUUUGGUUCAAGUAUUUAGUAUCCCAUGUUAGGCUUCCCCCUUAUUAUAUUAGUGGCCUGUUAUCCUCGGUUGCUCAUAUCUGUUGCCAUCUGCUUUGUAGAUACAAAAAUUUUAGUUGUCAUACUUCCAAUAUUAGAGCUUCAAAAUGACAAUGGGUUAUUGAUUUUUUUUUUUCCUUCUAAUUUUGCCAUCUGAUCUGUAGAUACUGUACUUUUAAUUGUCAAGUUUGCAACUUCAUGGUUCAACAUGAUAUUGAGUUUUGGAUUUGUUUAACCAAUGCCUCACUUCAGGAA